GAUGAGAAGAAAGGGUCCAUCUCUGACGACAUGUCCGACGAUCCGGAGGUGAAGAGAGAGAAACUCAUCUAUUUUUAUGGUCCGGAAGAUAAUCUGGAGAGAGAAAUGCAACUCUUAGCCAACUCUGCUGCCAACCAAGGGUUCGGGAUGUCUACCAAUUCGUUAAAAGAGAGACCGCAAGACAGAGACAAAGACAUGUCGUUAGGCAUCCCUCCCAUUAUAACUCAUACGGCGGCCACACCGCAGGGCUCACCCAACGCCACGCUAGAGCCCAGUCGUUCAUUCCCGUCGAGUCCGCUCUCACUGCACAUACAGGCGGCCUCUCUUUGCUCAAUCAACCAGACAUUUGAGAAUGCCAGCCCUCCCCGUUCGGCCAACAACGUGGCCUCCCUAUCCGUUCCCUCCUCUCAUUUCUUGCCGGCGUUUCUGCAACGGAGGCGCAGCUCCUGUAGUUCGGCCACAUUUAACGUCGACUCCGCCACCUCCGCGCCCAACAGUCGACGCAGUUCUUGCUUGAGUACUACCGGUGCCGGCAGUGACACCGUUAUACGGAUCCAACGGCGCGGCAGUAAUAUCAGCCGUAAGUCCAGUAGUAAUAACCAUAAGAAGAAGUCCGACAAACAAACUCUGGUCGACGACAACGAGUCCAGUGAUAGCGAUAACAACGACAAUGUGUCGGACCGGAGGCCCCGACGCCAGAGUACAACCGAAGCCGAUGUGAACAACCAGUGCAACGGCGACGUGUCGGCGCUGUGCGGUAGCGUCGGUCGCACUGCUCAAUACCGGCGCUCAAUAUCAUCGACAACGGCCGCCACCACUCGUCGUCCGUCGGCGGCCGACAAGCGGCACAACUCUAUCGGCUGUCACUCGCCGGCUGUCAGUCCCGACGAUUCGGUCGCGAGUUUCCUAUCUCUGGAGCGCAAGAACUCCCUCAUCCACGAGAUACGGGUGCUGUCGCCCCGCAACUCCCUGACCGGUGUCUUCUACUCGUCCAGUGUUAUCAGUGUCCGCAACAACAGCGCCGGUGGCAACCAAUCGGGGCUCACAUCGGGAUCGUCGGCCUUCAAACUGGACGAACUGCCCCUCCAGUUGGCCGAACCGAAGAUACCCCCGUGGAGUGCCGAACGGGAGUUCCUGGGGGUCGCCAACUAUGUGUUUACAGUGAUAUUUGCUAUGGAAAUGUUGGUGAAAGUCACUGCAAAGGGCUUGUGGUACGGAAGGGAUGCCUACUUCAAAAAUGGCUGGAAUAUAAUGGACGGCAUUCUUGUGGGCGUCUCGUUGUUUGAUAUC
Molecule: messenger RNA, 1290 nt
Organism: Oppiella nova
Lineage: Eukaryota; Metazoa; Arthropoda; Arachnida; Sarcoptiformes; Oppiidae
Source: the annotation of a GenBank genome assembly